This is a messenger RNA of Bradysia coprophila, 1735 nucleotides long. RefSeq names its product CCA tRNA nucleotidyltransferase 1, mitochondrial. Gene Ontology annotation, cellular component: mitochondrion. Lineage: Eukaryota; Metazoa; Arthropoda; Insecta; Diptera; Sciaridae. Gene Ontology annotation, biological process: tRNA 3'-terminal CCA addition; mitochondrial tRNA 3'-end processing. Gene Ontology annotation, molecular function: tRNA binding; nucleotidyltransferase activity. The record is from RefSeq and is a predicted model, not a curated record.
CGUGCAGUACUUCGUUGAAAUUCAACUGUUCGAUAUGUCAAAUCUCUUGAAGUGUACACCCAAAUUUACUCUCCGUUACCAAUGUCAUUGGUUUAAGAUCGGUACGAUGUAAACAAAAGUCAUCGAAUCUAUCGAAUGCGUAUUCUAUGAGUAUCAAGGGUGCUGAAAGUCAAUCGGUUUCGGGUCUCAGACAAGAAAAUAUAGUUUUCAGAUCAACCGUCCGGAACGAAAAGGACAGGAAUGAUCAAAUUGUUUAAAUGGUCGUUAAUAAAUCGUGUGAAAUUUGUAGUAAUUUGCCGCUGUAGUUCAACCGUAUCGUACGAAAACACGAGAAGGGAACAGAUGACAAUGGAUAAGGCGUUGAGUCACCGUUCCGAUCCCGUCGUUAAGAAAAUCAAUUCAAAUGAGUUCAGUUCAAUAUUUACCGAAAAUCUCAAUCAGUUGAUUAGCCUGUUCGAUAAAUACAAAUAUGAACUGCGUAUUGCUGGAGGUGCGGUGCGUGACCUGCUGCUGGAGAAUGUACCAACCGACAUUGAUUUGGCUACAACCGCUACACCGACCCAGAUGAAAGAUAUGUUCGAAAAGGAGAACAUCCGGAUGAUCAACACGAACGGCGAACGCCACGGCACCAUCACUCCGCGGAUAAAUGAUAAGCAAAAUUUUGAAAUCACCACACUACGCAUCGAUGUCCUGACCAACGGCCGGCAUGCCGAAGUUCAAUUCACUACCGAUUGGCAACUGGAUGCAUACCGUCGAGACCUGACCAUAAAUUCAAUGUUUUUGGGCUUCGACGGAACGGUGUACGAUUACUUCAACGGAUAUGAAGAUUUAAUGAAUCGUCGCGUACGAUUUGUCGGCGAACCGGCACAACGGAUCCAAGAAGAUUAUUUGAGAAUUUUGAGAUAUUUCCGAUUCUACGGUAGAAUAGCAACGAGUAGCUGUGAUCACGACCAGAAAACACUAGAUGCCAUCAAAGCGAAUAUAUCGGGCCUGGAGAAGGUCAGCGGCGAACGAAUUUGGAUGGAAAUGAAAAAGAUUUUCCUGCUCAAUAUGCGCGGCGAAUUGAUUCAAACGUUUUUGGAGUGCGGUGCUGCAAAGUAUAUCGGCUUGCCUGAGGACAUUGUCUUCGAUGACUUCCGAAGAAUAACGGAAAAUUCCAGUUUCGAUAAGCAACCACUGCUGGCAAUAUCGUAUAUGAGUGCAUUCCUUCAAAAUUCUGAAGAUGCAAUGCGGCUGCAUCAACGGCUCAAGCUGUCUGCUUACGAACGUGAUUUGGCCUAUUUUCUACCGGUGUACCGGGAGGCGGCUCGUGAAGCUGAUGAUUUACUCUACUACAAACGAAUGUGCGUGCUAAUCGGUAAAAAUCAAAAUAUCACCAAAGAAUAUGUGCUAGAGCUACUCAAAUACAACGGCAAAUUGGACCUGUUCGAACAGUUGCAAGUGUGGAGUGCACCGCGAUUCCCCAUCACCGGUAUUAUGCUGCAAACGCAUGGUUGCUCGAAGGGCCGGAUGAUGGGAUUGGUGAUGAACGAAUUGAAAGACAUUUGGGCUAACGGUAAUUUCGAGAUGACGGCUGAAGAGCUGCUGAAAGAAUUGCCGAUUGUGUUGAACGAAUUGAAUCGGAGUAACGACGGAAUGGUAUCGAAAAAGCCGAAGAUGAAUUAGACCGGUGUGAAUUUCAUUGUCGUCAGGAAUGGAGAUUAUAUUUUAGGGCAAUAAAUCAUUUUACGUUUAA